Messenger RNA from Batrachochytrium dendrobatidis JAM81, 2007 nucleotides. RefSeq lists its product as uncharacterized. The record is from RefSeq and is a predicted model, not a curated record. The transcript has 5 exons. Lineage: Eukaryota; Fungi; Chytridiomycota; Chytridiomycetes; Rhizophydiales. Bases 1 to 2007 code for a protein of 668 amino acids.
AUGUCAAAAACACAUAGUUGGGCAUUACAAAAAGUGCAAGAAAAAAGUUUGCAUCGCAAUGAUAUGAUCACAAUCAAUUCACGUCCACCAUGGCUAAAAUUUAUUCCACAGAAUGUCCAAUCUUCAGAUCCAAGUACAACCAGUACAGCUAAUACUUGUAGCAUCAAAGUGUUCCCUAGAACCAUUCAGAAUCACGCCAAAGCUGCCCAUCUUGAAACUAAGCUUGAAAUCGAUAUGAUGCGUCAAUUUACUGGUUUAGGCAAACCUCAGCGCGAUACACUUUUACGAAUCAUUGACAAAAAUGCACGAAUACGUCAACGAAUGGGAUUUCCCAUUGGUGUUUUUGAACUAAUGCAAGAUGAUACUUACGAUUAUGCAUUUAAAUUCCCACAAUCAAGUCAUUUCAGUAAAUCAAGUCAGUCCAUUUCCGCAAACACAGACACUGCUCCACAUGCUCGAUUGAAAGAGUUUCAUCCACUGGACGUGAGUUUAGCCAAUGUGGGUCAAAGUACAUUGGGUGAUGGUUUACCCAGUAUACCCCAAGGGAUUGUCGUGACACCUGCUGAUGAUAAUCAUCCUGCUUUAAAAUCACAUUUCCCAUCCAUUUACUUUCAAAACGCAACAAGCAGCGAGCCCACCCAACUGAGUAGCAGCGACUAUUCUGACAAUAGCAUCGUAUCAGAAAGUAUCUUACGCAAUCAGGCAACUUCAAUAUCUAGGCUUGAAAGUAUCUCCGAGUUUCAUCAUUUACUCAAACACGACGACAGCAUGUCAGAAGGAAACAUCACAGACGAUCUAGCUGAUCUCGAAUUCCCUAUUGAAGAAUACAGUACAAAAAGCAAACUCAAAGUUGACGAAAGCGACUCAAACGAUGAUCAUGCACCGUCAGCUUCAUCUAAAUCCACCCUUGAAAAAUCACCUGCUCUUACUCCAAAACAAAAAUACUCGCAUCUGGUGGAUAUGGGGAAAAAAGGGCUAACAGUUGGUCAGCGCACUGCAACAAAGCAGGAUCUCGAGUAUGAAGCCAUGAUGGAGAUGAAACUUGUCAGCACCGAUUUACAAAAAUGGGUAGUUGAUGUUAUUGAUAAUUCCGUAAACUUGGAUCCAGAUAUCUUGGCAGAAGUAAAUCGUAUGAGUGAACUUGCUGCUGCUGCAAUGACACCAGGAACAGAAAAGCAUGCUGUAACAGGAAGUCAACAGAUUAAAUCCCUUCAACCUACAGCAAAAGCGUUGUUGGCGCUAGAAAAAGUGGAUACAUCUGGGUUUGAUGUGCUUUUGAAUGCGUGUAAGCCGUCUAUACUCGAAGCUAAACCACCAGUAAGGCUUAACGUUGUGCAUGAAAUCAACCCUCCAGAUGCUCUUGUCAGUACCCUUCAAAAGAAUCUAGGCAUGAGUAUCAUUGAUAAAAAAAAGGCCGGAGCCGAUUCUAAAAAAAAGGUGUUGCCAGAGAUUGAAAGCAGUUUCACUUACAAAAGAAAAUUCUGCCGCCAAAAAACUCGUUAUGGAGCGUGGUAUGUUCCGCCAAAAAAAUGGAAUGAGCAAAGUCACAGCCAUACUAAAUCACCAGAAACGAAUCAAGCGGAUGAUUUUAGUCAUCGACGGUUUGGAGGUAUUGUCCAAGAAAAACUCGACGAGAUCAAUAGAAAACGCGAAAUUGAUUACGAUCACUUUAUGCGGGAGCUGGAACACGGCAACAAUGGACCUGCUUCUUCUGGAUCUAUGAAUGGAUCCGCACCAUUGGCUGAAAAUGCUCUGAUUUUUCCUGCUGUAUCAUCUGCACAAUCAAUAAAUGGUGGUAGUACCGUCAUUAGUUCAAUCGGUACUGAUAUUGACAAGAUAGGUCAGACGGAAACUACAGCAGACGGGAAUCAAACAAUCGCUACCAACAGCGAAUCAAAUGGAAAUACAAAAGGACCUCGCAUGAGCGUUUCGCGUGGAGCAAGCCAAGGCAAACCACAAACAGCCUCUCGUAAAGCAUCUACUCAAUAUUCAAAAAAGUCAAACUAA